Molecule: messenger RNA, 676 nt
Organism: Acaulospora colombiana
Lineage: Eukaryota; Fungi; Glomeromycota; Glomeromycetes; Diversisporales; Acaulosporaceae
Source: the annotation of a GenBank genome assembly
AUGUCUCUCGGAAAUAGAGUUGGAGCAAUUUCAAAAAGUCAUACAAAAGAAAUUCCGCAGCGUCAUCCCAAGAACGUCGGCGAAAUUUCCGGUGAGUACAAGGCGCUAUUUGAGAGAUUACAGGACUUGGAUAUUGGGUAUAUGAAAGAGGGAAGGGUUGCGGAGAUGGUGGAGAAUUGGAAUGAUUUCUCAUCGUUAACAUCUCUGACGAUAAAGAUGAGCACCCACCUUUCAAAAAUUCUCAUUUCAUCUCGACACCUCAAAAAAAUCAAAAUUCUCGAUGGUCGCACUCAAACCAUUCUUCCAAUCCUCUCAUUACCUACCCCAUCGGCCUCUCUGCAAAGCAUAACUUUCAAAUUUGUCGAGUUCGACGAAAAUGAUCCCUGGGAAUUGUUAUCAUCAUUCACGAACUUGGAAAAAUUAAAAUUAAUUAAUUGUUGGAUACAUCCUGACGUGGAUUAUGAGGCAAAGAAGGUUAUGGGGUUUAAGGUGACAAGGGUGAAAUUCAAAAAGUUGAAAUUGUUUGUUUGCUCGAAUCCUCGGAGCAGCGGUAUGAGUGUCGAGAAUGAAGGAAAGACAUUGCUUGUGCAGUGGGGUGUGCUGCAACAUGCCAUGGUGGUAUCCGAGAAUCUGGAAUCACGCAAAACAAGGAUUUACUACGAAAAAUUGGACAAAG